Molecule: messenger RNA, 2576 nt
Organism: Equus caballus (horse)
Lineage: Eukaryota; Metazoa; Chordata; Mammalia; Perissodactyla; Equidae
Source: RefSeq, a predicted model, not a curated record
AUGGUUUAUCCAUGUUGUAUUAUGCAUCAGUACUUCAUUCCUUUUUAUGAUAGGUUGAAUAAUAUUCUGUCAUAGAUAUACCACAUUUUGUUUAUCCUUUUAUCAGUUGAUUGACUUUGGGUUGAUUCCACCUUUUGGCUAUUGUGAAUAGCAGUACUAUGAACCUUCAUGUAUUCAAGGUUUUGUGUGGACAUAUGAUUUCAUUUCUCUUUGGUAUGUACUGAGGAGUGCAAUGGCUGGGUCAUAUGGUAACUCUGGGUCAAAGGUUUAACCUUUGAAGAAUUUCCAGAUUGCUUUUCAAAGGGCUGUACUAUACAUUCUCAUCAACGAGUUUUGUAUGAGGGAUCCAAUUUUGCCACAUCCUCACUGACACUUGUUGUUACUCAUCUUUUUUAUUACUGCCAGUAAAAUGGCAGUAUUACAGUAAAAUGGCAUCUCAUCAUGGUCCUGAUUUUCAUUUCCCUAAUGAGUAAUGUUUCAUGCUUGAUGGCCGUUUCUCUCUCUUCUUUGGAAAAAUGUCUAUUCAAAUUCUUUGCCCAUUUUUUAAUUGGGUUGUCUUUUUAUUGUUGAGUUGUAAGAGUCCUUUAUAUAUUCUGGUUACUAGACCCUUAUCAGAUAAAUGUUUGCAAAUAUUUUCUCCUAGUCUGUGGGUUUAAAUUUCUUGAAGUGUCCUUUGAAGCACUGCUAAGCUACUUUUAACAAAUAUUAAAACAUCUUAAACUAAAUUAGGAAUAUGUAAAUGGCGUCUAAAUUAUACUUUUAAAUUUAAUAAGUAUUAUAAUUUUAUGAGGAAACCAUUGUAUGCAGACCACAUUUUGAGGCUUCAAACUAAGAGUCUUGAGUUCAUUGUGAGAUUCAUCAUAAUGAUAGCUAUCGCUUUUACAGCAUUUAUGUGCCGAGCACUGUUUGGGCAAUUGCAUGUAUCAUCUAAUUCUCACAAUAAUUCUAUGAGGUGGAGACUUAUCAUCAUCAUACUCAGUGUACAGAUGAAAAACGGAGGCAGGGGGAGGUUAAGUAAUUUGCCUGAAGCCAAAAAGUAGCAGAGGUGGGCUCCAGAUUCCGUUGUCUUAACUGCCAAAGUGGAAUUAAAUGAUUUCAAAGAAUGCCUAACUCCUCGCUUUGGGGAAAUAAUAGUUUUCAUGGCGUCGACACUCUGGACAUUUUUCCUCGCCGUACCAAGCCAGAAACUAGUACCACCCUUCCAGGCGUCUUCAACGCUCCCUUCCCCUCCCAAUGCGGUUUCAGGACCCUCUCUCCUCCCCAACGGUCAGAGGCUUUUAGUGUUUGGAAGUAACUGCGAAGUCCCUUGCGUCCCCCGGGUGGAUUGGUUCUAAAUUUCUGGCGGCCAAUGGGCGCCGAGGAGCAGCGGCUUCAGCCCGGUGAGACUGGAAGCUGAGCCGUGGGCGGAGCCAGCGGAGGGGCGGGAACGGUGCCCCGGCAGCUGUGCCAGCUGUGCCUCCUGUGUGCGGCGCCGGCGGCCCUGAGCGGAGCCAUGAGCUGGACCUGCCCGCGUUGCCAGCAGCCCGUGUUCUUCGGUGAGGCCCCGGCUGAGGAGGGGGAGAAGAUGGGGCGAGUGUGAACCGCCGGGUUCCGUGAGGACGCAGGAACUGGCGACGGUGUGGUCCCAGACCGUUUUCCACCUGUGGGGCGCUUGGCACUCGAGCGGGAUGGAGCUGGCCUCCCAGAGACACUCCCCAUCGUCUAUAGGAAGCAGGGCGGGAGGGGCUGAGGGGGAAAAGGAGGGCGCCCGCUGCUGCGCGUGGCUCCCCGCAGCCCGGUUCCUCCUGUCCCCAACAGCAGAGAAAGUGAGCUCCCUGGGCAAGAACUGGCACCGCUUCUGCCUGAAAUGUGAGCGCUGCCACAGCGUCCUGUCCCCAGGAGGGCACGCAGAGCACAAUGGGAGGCCGUAUUGCCACAAGCCAUGUUAUGGGACUCUCUUCGGACCCAGGGGGGUGAACAUUGGCGGUGUGGGCUCCUACCUCUACAACUCCCCCACACCCACCCCUGCCAGCACCACUCCUCUCAGCCCCAGCAGCUUCAGCCCCCCGAGGCCCAGGACUGGCCUCCCCCAGGGCAAGAAAACCGAGAAGGUGAUGUCUUUGGGCAGAAAUUGGCACCGACCCUGUCUGAGGUGCCAGCGCUGCCGGAAGACCCUGACUGCUGGGAGUCAUGCAGAGGUGUGAACAUUGGUGAUGUGGGCUGCUACAUCUAUGAUCCCGUGGAGAUAAAAUCCAAAUGAGAUGCUCACAGGAGAUGUCCCCCAACUCAGGCCUCCCACCCUCCCCUCCAUGGUCCAAUGAGAGCUACAGAAUUCUCCAGUCCCAUGGGGGUGGGGGAAGGUGGGGUUCUGGUGGCCUGGGCCUGGGUUCCAUCGUAGAGCAGGGAGUCUAGACUUUCUCGACUCCUCCCUUUCCCAUUUCUAUCUGGUCAGGGGACAUAGCCUACCCCAUUUUGAAGGGUGGCCUCCUGGCCUUCCCAAUCCCUUUCCCCAGCAAAUUCUCUAACUUCAAGGUACUCAUAAAACUUGUGUUUAUUCUGGCUUCUUCAAUAAAAUGUUGGCUUCCAUGCCUUCAACU